GGCUACCCAAGGAUGGGGAAGAUAGUGCCCAGACAGAUUCUGUAUUUUCUGCCUGUGGAAGGGAGCCUCUGGGACUGGCAGGGCAUAUCUGGUGCCCAAGGUGGACAGAUGAGUCGGGUGAGGCCACCCUACUGUAAGGGUCCCCCUCCCCAUAUUAUACAGGAAUAAAAACAGUCUCAUGCCCACCCGCUGGCAGCCUACAUGCCACCCCCAGUAUGUGGAAGGAAAGCAGCUGGCUCAGGGUACACCCUGCCGUCUCCACUUCCCUUCCCUAAACCUCUUCCGAGGCAGCCCCGCUCUUGCUCCGUCCAAACCCAGCUCUCUGCACUUUCUGUUCCUCUUGAGUAGCUGGCACCCAGGAUUUGAGAUGCAGAGGCCUCCAUGGCUGUGAUAAGCCUGCUGUUCCUGGCAGUGAUGUAUGUUGUUCACCACCCCCUGAUGGUCAGUGACCGCAUGGACCUGGACACGCUAGCCAGGAGUCGGCAGCUGGAGAAGCGAAUGAGCGAGGAGAUGCGGCAGCUAGAAAUAGAGUUUGAGGAGAGACGGCGAGCCGCUGAGCAGAAGCAGAAAGCAGAGAACUUCUGGAGAGGAGACACGUCCAGUGAUCAGUUAGUGCUGGGGAAGAAGGACAUGGGAUGGCCGUUCCAGGCCAGUGACCAAGAUGGGGGGCCUCUGGGCUGGAUGCUGGGAAACAUGUGGAACACAGGCCUCUUUUGCCUUUUCCUCAUCUUUGAGCUCCUGCGGCAGAACAUGCAGCAUGAACCAGCCUUCGACUCCAGCAGCGAGGAGGAAGAGGAAGAAAUCCGUGUUGUGCCCGUCACCUCUUACACCUGGCUCUCUGAUUUCCCCUCCCAGGAAGCCCUGGAAUCCUUUUACAAACACUAUAUCCAGAGUGCCAUCCGUGACCUGUCCGGCACCUGUGAGUUUGUGGAGAGCUUUGUGGAUGAUCUCAUUGAGGCCUGCCGGGUGCUCAGCCGCCGGGAAGCUCACCCGCAGUUGGAGGACUGCCUGGGCAUUGGAGCUGCCUUUGAGAAGUGGGGGACCCUCCACGAGACCCAGAAGUUCGAUGUCCUGGUGCCCAUCGUCCCUCCGCAGGGCACGAUGUUCGUCUUGGAGAUGAGAGACCCGGCGCUGGGCCGGCGCUGCGGCUCUGUGAAGGUGGACUCUGAAUGCAUCUGCAAGCACGAGCAGGUCCUGGGGGAUGUGCUGUGUCUGGUGCACCACCACAGGGACCACUCAGCCAUCUCCAGCAAGUGCACGAGCUCCAUCAAGGCGGCUCUCUGCACCGGCUCGCACCUGGACGUGUGUAAGACCGUGCAGUGGUUCCGCAACAUGGUGAGCAACGCCUGGGCCCUCGUGGCCCACAAGUAUGACUUUAAGCUCACUCUCCCGCCGUCCACCACCACCACCACCACCUGCAAGCUCCGGUUGGAUUACCGCUCGGGCCGCGUUCUGUUGAUCAGUUUGGUUCUUGGGGUGCAGCGGGAGGAUACGUUGGUCUACCUGGUGAGUCAGGCCCCGGGGCAAGAGCAGCUCACCAGCGUGGACUGGCCGGAGUCCUUCGCGGCCUGCGAACACUUGUUUCUGAAGCUGGUGGGGCGCUUUGCCCCUGAGAACACCUGCCACCUCAAGUGCCUGCAGAUCGUUUUGAGUCUUCAGGACCACCAGACGUUGCCCCCGGGAGCGUCCCGCCCCGUCCUCACCUCUUACCACUUCAAAACGGCCCUCAUGCACUUGCUGCUGCGACUGCCCCUCACCGACUGGCAGCACAGCAUGCUCUCGCAGCGGCUCCAGGACCUCCUCUGGUUCUUAGGCCGAGGCCUCCAGCAGCGGUCUCUCCAUCACUUCCUCAUUGGUAACACCUUCCUGCCCCUGACCAUACCCAUCCCUAAGACAUUCCGGAAUGCUGAGCCCGUCAAUCUUUUCCAGCACCUGGUGCUGAAUCCGGUGGCCCACACACAGGCGGUGGAGGAAUUCCACAACCUUUUGGCCCAGGUGAAAACACUGCCUUGCCCCCCACUGGCUGGAGGACUUUAAAGGAAAGGCCAUUAAAAAAAAAAAAAAAAGGUAGAAGAAGGUAGUUCUGAUUCCUCAGGCUGCAAAGAGUUUAUUUCUCACAUACCAGAGGUGUAUGUGACCUUCACCUUGCUCACAGGCUGCAGCCAGCAGAGUGGGGCGGGUGUGUGUGUGUGUGUGUGUGUGUGAUGUUUUAGUCUCCUGACUUUGGUCAUGACACAGAGAAGGGAAAAGGACAUGGGGACAGAUGUCCUGGGGAGAGUUUGCUGCUGAGGAGCUGAGAUCUUAAGUUGUGUUUCUGUGUCAACACUGGAAGCAGACGCUCCAGAGAUACCUCCAUCCCAGCGGACUUCUUUUCCCGACCUGCUCCAUGCUCCCUUUGAAAUGGCUUGUUGCACUGUUAGCUUCCUUCCCACCCAGACUGAUGCACUCCACUUCCCUCCCUCAAAUUGUCAGCCACAGUCCCUGCUUCAGGAUGUAAGUUUUCAUAACUUAACUAGUUGGAAAAUAUAAACAAGGUAUGUCUUUUUUUU
This is a messenger RNA of Peromyscus maniculatus bairdii (prairie deer mouse), 2549 nucleotides long. It is a transcript of the gene Itpripl1, whose product is annotated as ITPRIP like 1. Gene Ontology annotation, cellular component: membrane. NCBI's taxonomy places the organism in Eukaryota, Metazoa, Chordata, Mammalia, Rodentia, Cricetidae. The record is from RefSeq and is a predicted model, not a curated record.